Molecule: messenger RNA, 1743 nt
Organism: Indicator indicator
Lineage: Eukaryota; Metazoa; Chordata; Aves; Piciformes; Indicatoridae
Gene: GDPD4
Product: glycerophosphodiester phosphodiesterase domain containing 4
Exons: 15
Coding region: 1-1743 (580 amino acids)
Biological process (GO): lipid metabolic process
Cellular component (GO): membrane
Molecular function (GO): glycerophosphodiester phosphodiesterase activity
Source: RefSeq, a predicted model, not a curated record
AUGGAGGCCAGCUCCACCAGCCUCAAGAGGCUGAAGUUUGGGAAGCUGAAGGUGGUGCGCCGGCGCUUGCUGCAGAGGUACGAGCACCAGCCCUUCGUCUCCUGCCUGGCCGGGUUCUACAGCUGCCGCUGGAAGCGCUACCAGCGCAGGAAGACCGAGCCCGGGAAGUGCUGCUGCAAGACGAGGGAAUGUGUGUUCUUCCCAUUGCUUGUUGGAGCUUUCUGCUUUUCUCUCGUCUUUCUGUACAUGUGGGGUGAAGCAAAAAACGACUACAACAACUUUGACUGGUACAACUAUGGGAACCUGGGCUUCUGGUUUCUCUGGUCUCUUGUUCUCCUGAUUGUGGCUGCCAUCCUCUUCAUGUACAUCACACUGUUACUGGUCCUAGCCCUGUGCUUGCUUGCAGAAGGCCAGCAGCUAUACCUACACUGGAGCCACAAGAUUGGGACUUUUCUUGUUCUUGGCUUCUCUGUCACAGCCCUCUUCAUUUUAUCAGUACUUUGGGGAGAUCAAUGGAAAACUGUCCGCCUGUCAUUCCAGAUCACAGCUCCCUAUCUCCACAUAGGGGCAAUAACCCUCAUGGUCCUCCUCUCCUGGCCCGUGGCUCUUCAUGCUAUCAGAGCAGACAAGAAAGUUGUUCAGGUGAUAAUUGUUGGUCCAUACCUGGCUAUCCUUCUCUUUCUUUUCUUGAUACCUCUGGGGAUGUACUCUCCUUGCAUCAGAGAGAUGGGGACACUUGGGCCAAAGCCAGCCCUCAUUGGACACCGUGGAGCACCAAUGCUGGCACCAGAAAACACUGAGAUGUCAUUUCAGAAGACCAUUGAACAUGGUGGAGAUGGUCUUGAAACAGAUGUCACCAUCAGCUAUGAUGGUGUUCCUUUCCUCAUGCAUGACAGCACCCUGAGGAGGACAACUAACAUCAAAGAGGUCUACCCCAAUGACUCUACUCAAAAUGCUGCUUUAUUCUCCUGGGAUACUCUGCAGGAGUUGAAUGCUGGGACGUGGUUCCUUAAGGACAAGCCAUUUUCCUACAUGGGCUCACUCUCAAGGGCAGAGCAGGAGCAGGCAAUGAAUCAGUCCAUUUGCACGCUCAGCGCGUUCUUGCGCCUGGCAGAGAGUCAGAACAAACUUGUGAUCUUUGACCUCUACCGCCCUCCAGAGAAACAUCCUUACAGGAACUCCUGGAUCAACAGAACCCUGGAGGUCAUCCUCAACGAGUCAGGGAUUAGACCUCAUCUGGUCCUAUGGCUGGAGAAUGACAUGAGGUCCUUUGUUCAAUCUGUGGCUCCUGGCUUUCAGCAGACAAUGGGCAGUAAGGCCCCAGUUGAAGACUUAUUGAUGGACAACAUUGUCAAGCUCAACCUGGCCUACACUGAAAUGUCCAGUGAAGAUAUCCGGAAAUAUGCUGAGGCAAACAUUACCACCAACCUCUAUGUGGUCAAUGAGCCAUGGCUAUUCUCCCUGGCAUGGUGCUCUGGAGUACAUUCUGUGACCACUGAUGCUGUCCACACACUGAAGAAUCUCAGCCAACCACUCUUCCUCAUGACGCCGCAGCAGUACAACAUCAUGUGGAUCCUGACAGAUCUGACCUCUCUGCUCCUCAUCUCGCUCAUCUUUGCUCUGCACUGGUGGCGAGAGCAGAGUUUCUCCUGCUGUGCCCAUGACAAUGGCCAGAUUCUGGAAAGUGGCACCUACAACAAGUUCAGGACAGAGCUCAGCGACAUGCCGACCGUCAUGGCUUGA